Molecule: messenger RNA, 4344 nt
Organism: Rotaria sordida
Lineage: Eukaryota; Metazoa; Rotifera; Eurotatoria; Philodinida; Philodinidae
Source: the annotation of a GenBank genome assembly
AUGAACAGAAAUGGCCUUGUAUUUGUUCCACGUGAACCACCAAAACGUGUUAUUCUUUAUCCAACUCAGGAUUCAUCCAAUCAACAACAACAACAACAACAACCAAAUGGACUAUAUGCGAGAGCAAAGACAGCUCUUGUAACUAGUAAUCAUAAUGGAACAACCGAACAAUUCAAUAAUAAUACUCACCUUUCACGGCAGCAACAGUUCUCUAGUCCAAUGAAUAACAUAUCAAAAUCCACUGAAAAAUCUGAUAAUGAUAGAACAGGAGUUAAUGCUUCAGGACAACCAAUAUCUUUAAAUGUUGGUCAAAAACUUCAAGUUCCCUACAAUGCAAAUCCAUUUUUUCGUCCUAAAAUUAUUCCAAAUCAACAACCAACAACAGUAAAUACAACUUUACUAUCAUCAACUCGUGAUUCAUCAGCAGUAUCUACAAAUUCUAAUAUUCAAACAAUAAUACCUUCAUCAAAAACAAUAAUAGCAAAUAGAGAAAAAUCAUCUAUUUAUUCUAAAACUCAAAAUCCACUUAUUUUAUCUAAUGAACGAACACAAGAUUCUGAAACAACAAUUAGUACAUCUUCUAUACAAGAUGAUAAUCGUCGUUGGGCUCAAUCUGUUCCAUCAGCAUCUAUUGCACGACGUACUGUUAGCGAUGAACGUCCGAAUGGAACAUUAAAACCAACAGAUAUUAAUAUAAUAAAUCCGAUAAAUAAUGAUACUCUCAAACAGAAAGGUACUUCAGCUACAGAUAUUGUUAUCUCUCUUAUGGAUACAUGGCGUGCACCAAUAAAUUUUGGAAAUACAUCAGCUAUUAAUAUAUUUCCUCGUACUAAUAUUAUAAAAGAUGAUUCAACAAUACCUAGUCAAACAUUAUCUACAGGUGAAAAAAUACCUAAUACACCACCAUUUUUAACUAGUGGUACUUCAUCAACAGCAAGUAAUAAUAAUCAAAAUUGGAAAAAAGCUUUAUUAGCUAAUUUUCAAAAAAAUUCUCGUAAUAUUCCAACAGCUAAAUUAUUUCAUUCUAAACAAACAACAAUACCAUCACAACCAUCAACAACAAUAAUUAAUGAUACAACAAUAAAUCAACAACAACAAAAAUCUGAACGAACAAUAAGUUAUAAUGGAAUUAAUAAUGAACGUACAUUUCAAGCUAGUGAAAAUACACCAAAUAUACAAUCAAUUAUAAGAAAAUCAAGUGAAAAUGUUCGAGUUACACAACAAGAUGAUAACAAUAAUAAUAAUAUCGAACGUUCAACAUCUUUACAGAUUCAAGGAUCUACGUAUUCUAAUCAAAUAACAACAACAAAUAAAACUGAAGAUACAAUCAAACCAAUAGAAAUAUCAAACUCAGAAAAUAUUCCACAUAUGCCUAUAUCGAUUCCAGCAGCAUUAAUUACAAAUAAACCACCAGCUAAUGUUGAACAACAAAGAGCAAUUAUUACAAGAGUUAUGAUACGUCGAGAUUUUGUUAAAACAACGGAAACAAAACCACCUAUACCAACAGCAGCUAAUAUACGUUCAUUUAUUCCUUCAAGAUCAGCUAAACCUGGUGGUCUUCCAACAAAUAAUAUUAUUCAAGUAGCAACUAUAACAGAAAAUAAUACUAUAAUAAAUUCUAAUAUAAAUUCUAAUCGUAUGUAUCCAUUACAACAACAAUCACAGCAGCAACAACAACAACAACAACAACAGCCGCAACGGCAACAAUCACAACCACAACAACAACAACAACAACCACAACAACAGCAACAGCAACAACAACAAUCAAUACCUUUAUCUCAAAAAAGUCUUUUAUCAUUUACAUCAACUAAUCCAACAAUAAAAGAAUCAAUAAAAAUUGAAAAUAAUCAACAACAAUUAAAUGUCAUAACUAAUGAUGGAAUAACUUCAAUAUCCAUAAUGAAAACGCAACAAUCACAAAUAUCUAUAAAUACUGGUCCUGCUUUUCGAUCAAGUAGUUUAUCAGCUGCUAAUGCUGAAUUACGAAGAAAAAAAGAAGAAAUUAAUAAUAAAAUAAAAAAGAGAGCCUUAUUACAACGUCGUCAAGAUUUAUGUAAUUCAGCUAGAAAACGACCAGAAAUAACAGCAACCUUCGAACAAACAAUAACAUUUAUUGAACAAUUAAAACGUAAUCAACAUAAAUCAGUAACAGAUAUAAAUCGUUUACCAAUACAAAUACCUCCAGAGAACAAUAAUGAUAAAAAAACUUUAACACCACAAGAAUUAACUUAUCAACUUAAUUUAAAACUUGAAUAUCUUAUACGAACACGCGUUAUUGAACGACAUCGUGUUAUUACCCGAACAAAUAUUUUACCAAGAACACCAAGUAAAUCAAGAACAACACCAAGAGAAAAUUACAAUCGAACAACACUAUCAGAUAUCAGUCAAUCAAGUCAAAAACUUGUUGUUUCACUAUCGACUACAACAACAAAUACGACAAUAUUGCAAGAUGAUCUUGCUGAUAAAGAGUCAUUUGAAGAAAAUGAUGAGGUUUUUGAGGAGUUGAUCGAAGAAGAAAAUAUUAAUUUUUUACAACAACAACAAACACUGGAUAAAGAUCCAUUUGAAGUAGAAGAUGAAGAAUAUGAAGCCGAACUUGAAGAAGAAUCAGUUCGUAGUUCAGAAAGUGAUGUUGAGGCAGACAGUGCAUUUCCGCUCGAUCCAGCUUUACUUCUCUCCGAUAAAACUCGUAGAGUUGGUAAUACAGAAGUUAAACCUGGUCUCAUACCAAGUUUAUUUAUUAAUGUUCCACCAACUAUUCGAUUUUGUACAGAAAAUCAACGAAUUGAACCACUUCCAUUACCAUUACGAAAAAUGAUGAAAUGGAAAAUGAGUACAAUAACACCAAAUGUUGUUAAAAAUACUAUAACACGUUCUGGUUUUCGUUUAAUUAACAGUGAUGAGGGUAAUGAUUGGCUUGGUACAUGGUCACGUCAUAUGAAACCGAUUUGUUUUAAAGCAAUUCGUGAAUAUCAAAAGGUCAAUCACUUUCCAGGUUCAUUUCAAAUUGGUCGAAAAGAUCGUCUAUGGCGAAAUUUAUCACAUAUGCAAGCUGUACAUUCAAGACGUGAAUUUGAUUUUGUACCACAAACAUUUGUCUUACCAGCUGAUCUCUUAUUAUUUAAACGUGUAUUUGAAGAAAUAACAGAUACUAAAGAAUCAAAAUGGAUUAUUAAACCACCAGCUAGUGCUCGAGGGCAAGGUAUUCGAGUUAUUAGUAAAAUGGAACAUGUACCAAAAAAACGUCCAGUCAUUGUACAAAAAUAUAUUGCUAAUCCAUAUUUAAUUAAUGGACAUAAAUUUGAUUUAAGACUUUAUGUUUAUGUUACAUCACAUGAUCCAUUACGAAUUUAUCUUUUUGAUGAUGGUUUAGCUCGAUUUGCUUCGAGAAAAUAUUCUCCGGCAACUAAAUCCUUAAGUGAUCGUUUUAUGCAUUUGACGAAUUAUUCAAUUAAUCGUUAUAAUAGUGAAUAUAGAACAAAUAAUGAUUCAGGUGCAUGUACUGGGCAUAAAUGGAGUUUAAAAGCAUUGUGGACAUAUUUGAAAAAACGUGAUGUUGAUGUAACAGAUGUUAUGGAAAAAAUUAAAGAUUUAAUUAUUAAAACAAUUAUUAGUGCUGAUGCGUACAUUAAUGUAUUGACAAAAGCUAAUGUUCGACGAAAAUUUAGUGUUCAUGAACUAUUCGGUUUUGAUGUUAUACUUGAUGAACAAUGUAAACCAUAUAUUGUUGAAGUAAAUAUUUCUCCAAGUUUACAUUCAAAUUCACCAUUAGAUAUAAGUAUAAAAGGUGCGAUGAUAAGUGAUUUACUUAAUUUAAGUGGUUUUAUGAUACCAGAUCGAAGAGAUACUUUAUAUGAAGGUUCAGCACGAAGAAAACCAAAAUUACCAAAGAGUCUUAUAUUCGAUCGUCGAGCUCUUCCACAAGCAUUAUCAACAGAUGAAAAACUAAAACAUCAAUAUUUUGCUCAACGUUAUCAUGAUGAACACGCUCGAAGAAAUAUUCUAGAUGUUUUAACACCAGAUGAUAUAAGAAUUCUAAUUGAAACAGAAGAUGAAUAUGCACGACGUGGUUCAUUUGAACGUAUUUUUCCAACAAAUCAAACACGAAAAUACUUAAAAUAUUUUGAAACACCACGUUAUUAUAAUUUACUUGUACAUGAAUGGAUUACAAAAUAUAAUCGAAUGGAAGAACGAGGUAUCGCACAUUUAAAUACAUUUUGUAAAAAAGGAAUUCAUGUACAACAUCCAGCUAUUGAUCCAACUCAUAUGUGGACGCAAUAUCAAAAACUUCAAGGGCAUUUAUCUCAUCGGGAAAAUGACAAUACAAAUACAAAUGGUUCUUAG